GUAUGGUCUUGUCAUAUUCGAAAAAGAAUCUAUCGAUUAUGUAAAAGCGAAAAUUCAGUGGCACUUUCCAGAAGAGUUUAAAAAUGUUUCUUUUAAUAUUCGAGUAUCCGAUCCCAAAGCCAAAACAUAUAAAGACAUGAAAUUGCAAGAUAAAGUUAGUGAUUAUUUUGAUAAAAAGCCUGUAACGGGACAUAUUCAUAUUAUAGUAGAAUCCAUUA
Messenger RNA from Racocetra fulgida, 218 nucleotides. NCBI's taxonomy places the organism in Eukaryota, Fungi, Glomeromycota, Glomeromycetes, Diversisporales, Gigasporaceae. The record is from the annotation of a GenBank genome assembly.